This is a messenger RNA of Purpureocillium lilacinum, 1164 nucleotides long. Its product is annotated as SAGA HAT/Core module component. The record is from RefSeq and is a predicted model, not a curated record. NCBI's taxonomy places the organism in Eukaryota, Fungi, Ascomycota, Sordariomycetes, Hypocreales, Ophiocordycipitaceae. Gene Ontology annotation, cellular component: SAGA complex.
AUGGCUGACGAGAAGAGACAGCGGCGCACCGAGCUUGACAAGCUUCAAGAAGAGCUUGGUCCGUAUUUCAAGUCGAAGCCGUCGCCGCGUCGCGAGGGCAGCAUGUCGCAGCGUAACAACCGCAGCGGGCGCGGGUCCGGCCGCAACGGCGGGGGCGGCAGCGGCGCCCACCAGCAGCACGGCGAGGAGGUGCAGAUCUGGGACGCGUGCAAGUCCCAGAUGGCCGAGAUCGUCGCCGGCAUCAACGCCGAGAACAACUCGCUCGGCGAGCUCGUCGACAUGGACAAGCGCGUGGGCGCCAUGGACCCGGACCGCAUCCCCGGCGAUUCGCUCAAGCAGAUGGAGCAGCUGUGCCGCAAGGGCGUCAAGUUUAGCGAGGCCAACAUUGCGAGCCUGAAGGCCGUGACAGAGCAGCUUAAGAUCCUCAAGGCUGUCGUGGUGGCCAAGGAACAGUCGGAGUCGGCGGCGGCCGCCGGACCGAGCAAGCGGACAGCUUCUACGAGGGGGGAGAGCGCCGCGGCGGCUGCUGCGGCAGCGGCAGCGGCGUCGUCACUGUACGACUUUGACGGCGCCGGAGACUCGCCCAUGCCGAGCCCCAUCGGCGGCGAACGCGGCGAGCGCGAUCGGUCCUCCAAGCGUCAUGGCGGAGACCGUUCCAGCAACCGCGACAGGGACAGCAUGCCACCCAAGGCGGACAGCGUCGAGCCGCCGACGUCGGUGUCGGGGGGCGGCUCGGGCGGCACCAACAAGUCCAAGGUGGUCUUCUCCAAGGGCGACGCCGUGGCGUUCAAGCCCAAGGCGGCAAACGGCGAGCAGUCGUCGGACUGGAUCCUGGGCGAGGUGGCGGCUGUCAUGGGCGAGGGUAAGUCGCGGCGCUACAAGGUGCUGGACAUUGAGCCCGACGACCAGAGCAAGCAGAAGGAGUACCGGUCGAGCGCGAGCAGCAUGAUUGCCAUUACGCCGGAGAGCCAGGCGGGCAGCCUGCGUGACUGGGACUCGGGCAAGAUGGUGCUGGCGCUGUACCCGCAGACCACGACGUUCUACAAGGCCGAAGUAGACAGCAUGGCCGACGACGGCCGAGUCAACCUCCGGUUCGAGGGGGAGAACGACUCGACGAUGCUGCAGCAGGUGGAGCGGCGGUUCGUGAUUGAGUACCGAGCGUAA